AUGGAAGAGUGGGAGGAGUGGCCCAAAUUGGUUGAAGGAGAAGAACCUGAAGAAGAUGGAGGACAAUUCCCUUGCCUCCGUGAGCUGAUUAUAAUAAAUUGUCCCAAGCUAAGGAUGUUCUCCCAUCACUUGCCUCGACUGUUGGAAAUGCUAAUAGAUAUAUGUGACAGCCUAAGAGAACUACCGCAGCUCCUUCCUUCAUUACGGUGGCUCCGUAUCAGUAAAUGCCCAAAAUUGGUGGUACUUCCGAGUAUUCAAUCCAUUGAGAUCUUGAAUUUGAAUAAUUGUAACCAGAUAACAACAUUGUUUGACUCUGACCAGCCAUCAUCAUCGUCGUCGUCAUUAAUGUUCAACUCUAACCACCUAUCAUCAUCAUCAUUAAUGUCCGACUCUGACCACCCAUCAUCGUUCUCAUCAUCAGUACCAGCAGCCGCAGCAGCACCACAUGUACAUAACUCAAUAAUAUUCCCUUCCCUCCGUGACCUAGAAAUUGUGUGUUGUCCCAAUUUGAGAGAAUUAACAGACAUCCUUCCUUCCUUGGAGUCACUCCGAAUAGAAAAUUGCAAAGAACUUUGUGUCCUUCCAAUGCUUCCAUCUAUCAAGGAGUUCAGUUUGGGGGAAUGUAAGGGGAUGGUACUCAACAACAAAAUAGUACCUCAUCUCUCCUCACUUUCUUCCUUGACUAUUUAUGAUGUUUCAGAUCUCAAAUCACUGCCCAAUGAAUUUAUGCAACACUUGACAGCACUUCAAGAAUUACGGAUCUACCAUUGUAAAGAGCUUAUGGUUCUUCUGCAGUUUGAGAUUGGGUUUGGUCAUCUCCUUCCUUCAAGCCUUCAGCAUUUGUCUAUCUAUGACUGUGACAACCUAGGGAAGUUACCACAGAGCAUGUGCAAUCUCCAUUGUCUUAAAGAACUAAUAAUUGAAGGGGCUAGAGGACUCACAUCUUUGCCUGAUGGGCUGCACAACCUCUCGCCUCUCCGAAUUCUUCAAAUAUCAAACUGUGAGAAUCUAGAGUCACUACCCAAGGUGCUACACACUCUAACAUCUCUCCAAGAAUUUGUAAUUGAAAGUUGCCCUUCUCUUAUGUCCUUCCAGCAAACAACAUUACCCUCUGCACUUCAAGAAUUGAAGAUCAUCGAUUGCAAGAAUCUGGAGUCUCUACCCAUGGGACUACUGCCCAACCUCACAUCUCUCCAAUCAUUAGUACUCCAUGGAUAUUUGAACCUAAAGUCUUUGCCGGAGGAGCUGCACAAACUCAUGUCCCUACAAAGAUUGGAAAUCAAAGAGUGCCCUGCUCUUGAGUCCAUUUCAGAUAUGGGGUUACCCACUGCGCUUCGGGAUCUAGUGAUUAUAAAUUGUGGGAAGCUAAAUUCCUUGCCCAAGGGGCUGCACAAACUCACAAAUAUUAAACUAUUGGUGAUUAUGGAAUGCUCUUUUCUUAUGGAUUGCAAGAAUCUUGAACCCCUACAUACCUCUGGUCUUCAUAAUCUUACAUCUCUUUCAUCUCUCACCAUUGGUAGAUGUCGUGUUCUCAUGUCCAUUCCAAAGGGCCUACUUCCCACCAAUCUUGGGGGGUUUUCCAUCAAGGACUGCCCAAUUCUUGAAUCCCUACAUGAAGGACUCUCUCACCUAACCUCUCUUAAACUUUUGGAGAUCCAGAAUUGUCCAAUGUUAAAACAACGGUACCAAAAGAGGGAAGAGGAGUGGGCCAAGAUUGCUCAAAUCCCUAAGGUAAUAAUAGAUCACAAAAGGCAAUAA
Molecule: messenger RNA, 1758 nt
Organism: Telopea speciosissima
Lineage: Eukaryota; Viridiplantae; Streptophyta; Magnoliopsida; Proteales; Proteaceae
Product: putative disease resistance protein At3g14460
Exons: 1
Coding region: 1-1758 (585 amino acids)
Source: RefSeq, a predicted model, not a curated record